This is a messenger RNA of Alternaria viburni, 993 nucleotides long. RefSeq lists its product as uncharacterized. The transcript has 2 exons. Bases 1 to 993 code for a protein of 330 amino acids. The record is from RefSeq and is a predicted model, not a curated record. NCBI's taxonomy places the organism in Eukaryota, Fungi, Ascomycota, Dothideomycetes, Pleosporales, Pleosporaceae.
AUGAGCGGCUCAGGUUCCUGGGAAGACCCGUACGACCCGUGUCACCCGUCAUCGAACGACAGCGAUGAAGAGGGGCCUCAAUUCGGCUUCCAUGGUAUACACCACGAGCGGUAUGAAAGCCCUAAGUAUGCCACACAUGACAAAGCUGACGUUGAUAGCAGGGACCAUCACGCAAGACGCCAAGGGUACGGACCCGAACAGCGCGACAGCCAAGAAAGCCUCGUAAACGGUGAUACGCAUGAUGAUUCUGGACAGGCAUCGUACUCAUAUAACCCUCGUCUGGCCAUGCCUACCUUUGGUAACGACUCGGGUGAUGGCGCACAGCACGACCUGACGACGUACAAUGGACAGCACCAGUACAGUAUGCUACAGCCCAUCGAGGAUCCAACUGCGUACACGCCGACGCCCGGCUAUGAACUCCACGGUUACUAUACGCAGAAGUCUCAACAGCAGAACAGUCCCGCGAUUGAACCGUCUGUCGACUUUCAUAUGGCUGUCGACUUCGAUAUCGACUUCAACGUCGGCUUCGAUCCUGGACCCCUAGGAAUGGAAUUCGAUGCUGUGCCUGUGUCUGGAGAUCAAGUCGAAUACAGAGAAGAGGCCCCAUGGUCUUCGGAAAACCAUUACAACGAAUACUCUAGACCCCCGGUCGAGCAGCUAACUUCUUGGGCUAACCUGGUGGGGGCAUCCCAAACUAGCUCUGCCAGCCAUCAUAGUAGCGACACCGAGAAUCUGGUCUCUUCGUCUGCGGACUCAUCCGGGGAUGCCGAGGAUCCGGAUUGGGGAGAGUCCAGCGUAGCCACUAUGCGCCCGACUCAUCCUCUGCCUAGUAACCCAUCAGAUCAUUCGAGGGGCAAGGCUUCUUUAUACCACCUACAGGCCACACAGUCGGAGUUCAACGCGCAUACUCUAUCCCAGAUCGGACUGGAGUCCAUGGCACUUCUCGUCGGGAGUAAGUCUUCAUGUGCUAUUGGCGCCGUUGAUAAGUGCUAA